Messenger RNA from Zeugodacus cucurbitae (melon fly), 1700 nucleotides. Its product is annotated as acyl-coenzyme A thioesterase 13-like. The transcript has 3 exons. Gene Ontology annotation, molecular function: protein binding; fatty acyl-CoA hydrolase activity. Bases 871 to 1320 code for a protein of 149 amino acids. The record is from RefSeq and is a predicted model, not a curated record. NCBI's taxonomy places the organism in Eukaryota, Metazoa, Arthropoda, Insecta, Diptera, Tephritidae.
UCUGCUGGCAAAAUAACGUCAUACUUAUGAGAACUUAGAAUAAUUUUACGUUUCUAAUUUGUCGACAACGACAACUACAAGCCUGUUGUCGCUUAGUCGUACUGUUGUCAAAAAAACUGUGCCCAUAAGAACGCUUGUAUAUUAAUAUUUGACAGAUGUCGCUCGUCGCUUGUCGUUGUCUAUGUGUUCAUCAUUUAUGUGUUCAGCACAUGAUUCGUCACAUAUUUUAAAUGACAAUUCAUUGGAUACAAUAGUUAGCAUAAAAUAUUGUAUGCCAACUAUUGCAUACCGUAGAUAUAUGUGAUGUACACAGGCAAUUUGCAAAGGAAAACAAUUGUCAUACAGUAAUAUUUAGCCAGUCGACAUUCUCGUUAAUUUACAAAAGUGCGAAGACGUUGUGACCACCAGACUGGAGGGUGAUGCCGGAGAACUCUGGCUAAUCUCGGCCUAUAUGCCGCAAGACGACGAGGUGGAACCACCUCCCGUUAUACUGAGAAAGGCUCUCUGGGAGGCCAGGCGUAGGAAAGUCAACGCCAUCAUUGGCUCGGACGCCAACGCAUGACAUACUGUCUGGGGAAGCUCGGACAUAAACGUUAGAGAUGUCUUAUUACUUUUGAAAAUAUGUAACAGUAGCAGGAGUUCCUUGAAGUUCUAUCCGCACCUCAAGCAAUCAAUGAUCUAGACAAGCAGACUGCCUACCUCGCAACGUUGCAAACGACCACAACACGUGCGGGAUGGGAUAGAUACCGAGAGCUGAAGAGGGAAGCGAAACGCACCUGCAGACAAAAAAAGAAAGAGGCCGAAAUGCGUGAGUACGAAGAGCUUGAGAAGCUGGCAGACAGAGGGAAUGCUUGAAAAUUUUAUGAAAAAAUGAAGCGACUUAACGAAGGUUUCAAGACCGGAGCAUCCUCAUGUAGAGACCAAGGUGGUAAUCUGGUAACCGAUGUCCAGGGCAUACUGGGAUUAUGGAGGGAACACUUCUCCGACCUGCUGAAUGGCAGUGAGAGUACAACACCAGGAGAUGGCGAACCCGAUCCCCCAAUCGAUGACGAUGGAACAGAUGUUCCAUUACCCGACCAUGAAGAAAUUCGAAUAGCAAUUACCCGCUUGAAGAACAACAAAGCAGCGGGGGCCGAUAGAUUACCGGCAGAACUAUUCAAAUACGGCGGCGAAGAACUGAUAAGGUGCAUGCAUCAGCUUCUUUGCAGAAUAUGGUCGGAAGAAAGCAUGCCUGACGAUUGGAAUCUCUGUGUGCUCUGCCCAAUCCAUAAAAAGGAGAUCCCACAAUCUGCGCCAAUUACCGUGGGAUCAGCCUCCUAAAUAUCGCAUACAAGGUUCUAUCGAGCGUACUGUGUGAAAGACUAAAGUCCACCGUCAACAAACUGAUUGGACCUUAUCAGUGUGGCUUUAGACCUGGAAAAUCAAAACCAAAUUUUGGAGAAGACCCGUGAAAAAAGGAUCGACACACACCACCUUUUUGUCGAUUUUAAAGCUGCUUUCGACAGCACGAAAAGGAGCUGCCUUUACGCCGCGAUGUCUGAAUUUGGUAUCCCCGCAAAACUAAUACGGCUGUGUGAGCAACACCAAAAGCUCCGUCAUGAUUGGGAAGGACCUCUCCGAGCCGUUCGAUACCAAACGAGGUUUCAGACAAGGUGACUCACUAUCGUGCGACUUCUUUAACCUGAUGCUGGAAAAAAUUA